Triplophysa dalaica is the source of this 1647-nucleotide messenger RNA. Its product is annotated as vesicular inhibitory amino acid transporter. Lineage: Eukaryota; Metazoa; Chordata; Actinopteri; Cypriniformes; Nemacheilidae. The record is from RefSeq and is a predicted model, not a curated record. Gene Ontology annotation, molecular function: amino acid transmembrane transporter activity. The transcript has 4 exons. Gene Ontology annotation, cellular component: vacuolar membrane. Gene Ontology annotation, biological process: amino acid transmembrane transport. The coding region runs from base 242 to 1597 and encodes 451 amino acids.
UCAGACUUCUCUUCACACGAGAUCAGACACUAGGAAAGUGAGUUUGAGAAGUUUGGCCACAGUUCUCCUCCUCUUCACACCGCGCGCUCCGCCCGGUUCAGUGGGCCACAUCUCCGUUCUGCAGUCACAGCGCUCUGAUUGACACCCGACUGAAAACAUUUCUGAUGGACUUCAGCUGAGUUUAGAAGGACUGAGACAUUGCACGUAAGGUGUGAAGGCAAACGCAUUGACCGACUGAGAAAUGUCCCAUCGGCGUGUGGAGUCUCUCUGGAUGAAGCACCUUUGUGCGGGUGAUGUGGAGGAGAGUCAGGGUUUGGUGCCGAGGGAUGAACUGGCUGAGUGCAGCUGCGAUUCCCCUCCGGACGAGGACAGCGGCCCUCUCCAACGGCCAAAAAUCUCAACUUGGGAAGCGGGCUGGAACAUCACCAACGCCAUCCAGGGUCUCUUUGUGUUGAGUCUUCCGUUCGCCCUGCAUCAGAGCGGUUACGUGGGUCUGAUUGUGCUGAUCUCAGCCGCGCUAAUCUGCAGCUACACGGGGAAGAUUCUGGUGUCCUGUCUGUAUGAAGAGGACGAGAGCGGCUGUCCGGUCCGUGUCAGGAACACAUACGAGGACAUCGCCGAUGCCUGCUGCGGAAACAUCUGCCCCGGCGUCGGGGGGAAGCUGGUGAACGCCGCUCAGGUGGUGGAGCUCACCAUGACCUGCCUACUUUACCUGGUCGUCGGUAGCAACCUGAUGUGUCACAGCCUCUCCUUCCUGCCCAUGACCCCGGCGACCUGCUCCGUCAUCACCUUUCUGAUCCUGCUGCCCUGCAUGCUGAUCCGUGACCUGAGGGCGGUGUCACGGCUCAGCUUCCUCUGCUCACUGGCUCAGUUCCUCAUCACCUUCAUGGUGAUUGGCUACUGUCUCGGUCAGUCGGCGCGGUGGGCGGGCAGGGGUCUGAGUGCAGUGGCUGUGGACUUUGACGGGUUCCAGGUGUCAGUGGGGGUGAUCAUCUUCAGCUACACGUCUCAGAUUUAUCUGCCUCCGCUGGAGGAGAGCAUGACGGACAGACGGGACUUCAGCAGAAUGAUGGACUGCACUCACGCUCUGGCCUGCGUGCUCAAGACCGCUUUCUCUCUCCUGGCAUUCCUCACAUGGGGAGAAGAAACCAAAGAGGUGAUAACAGAUAAUCUUCCCGCGGCUGUGAGUAUGAUGGUGAAUGUGUGUAUGCUGGUCAAGGCUCUGCUAUCGUACCCGCUGCCGUUCUACGCCGCAGCAGAGAUCCUACAGAACAGCGUGCUGAAGACGGACACGUCAUCUGGAGACGUCACAGAGAGACAGACGCUGCUCCUGCGUGCCUCUCUCCUCAUCCUCAUCCUCGUGAUGUCACUGUAUGUGCCUCAUUUCUCACUGCUCAUGGGUUUGACGGGUAGCGUGACGGGAGCGCUCAUGACGCUCAUGCUCCCGGCUCUCUUUCACCUGCAGCUGAAGUGGACGCAGCUUCACAUAACACACAAACUUCUGGACGUGAUGAUAUUACUGCUGGGCUGUUUCUGCAGCAUCUCUGGCCUUAUCUGCUCCAUUAAAAGAAUUAUCACAGCGUUUGGAGACAAAUAGAGCAUCUGUCAGUCUGUUGAGUUAUCUUCACUUCCUUAUCCCUCUCACAA